This is a messenger RNA of Papilio polytes (common Mormon), 3242 nucleotides long. RefSeq lists its product as uncharacterized. The record is from RefSeq and is a predicted model, not a curated record. NCBI's taxonomy places the organism in Eukaryota, Metazoa, Arthropoda, Insecta, Lepidoptera, Papilionidae. Bases 53 to 2104 code for a protein of 683 amino acids. The transcript has 5 exons.
GUGGCAGGGCGGCGCGCUGGGGUCGCGCGGGGAGGGCAUCACGGAGCCCAUCAUGCCCGCCAUCGGCAUCCAACCCGGCGCAGGCUUGGGACAUGGCAGUAAUCUUUUUAAAACUAAUGUAAUCGCAACCAAGGACCCCCAACCUGUUCCCCUUGUACAACCUGAAAAUAUACCCAAUAAGGAUAAAUCUUCAAAGAAAGCAAAGAAAUGCAGACAGAAUUACACAGUAAUUGAAGGUGAAGAGACUUGUUUAAAGAUAUUAAGUAAAAUCCUCGAAUUUAUUAAGUCGAGUGAAGGAAAAAUGGUGUUAUAUUUCGAUGAAAUACUUCAAGAAGAAGACACGAGAUUCGUUAUUUGCAGUAUUGAUAGAUUUAAUAGGAGAAAAUAUGUUCGUAAUUUGAAAUCACAAUAUGGCGCUGACGACCUUAGGAAAGUGCAAGAAGCCAUGUUGUCUAAACCACAUGUCAAUUUAGCCGCCAAAAUAACAGAAGAUAAAAAAGAAAUUGUAUUAACAAAGACAUUCAAAGGUGAAAACAACAACGAAAUCGAUGUAGACUUUGCUAUUGAUAGCAAUGAUUCUAUUCGAUUGAACAUUUCUGUAUUCAGAUACAUAAAGUCUAUGAAACCUAAACAAAUGUAUGGUAUUUUCACCAAACCAUCGUACCAACUGCUAGGUUUUAAAUUAUCUAUGCUAGAACAGAUAUUAAAAUUCUUGGAUGAGAAACAAUCUACGUUAAUGUUAUAUAUCGAUAUAAAUUUAAAUGACAAACAUACAGAUUACUUGCAAAAUUUCAUUGAUGUUAUUAAUAUGGGUCGUAAACCAAGAUAUCCGACAGAAGCUGAAGAAAUACUCGUAGAAAAAAUAUACAAUAAAAUAGGAGAUUAUUGUCUCAUAUUAGAUUGUUUUACACCACUCAAAAUAAUAAAACUACAGAAAAGGAAUCGUAGCACACAAGAUUCCGGAGUUUGUGAAUCAAAUAAUAAUGAGUUAGGAACAAAGGAAUUAAAACAAACUGAAAAAGAUAUAUUGAUAGAAAAACAAAAUAAUGAUAAUUCAAAUUCAAUAAAUACACAUGAGUUUGAUAUUGAAAAAACGGUUGAAACGAUCACUUCACGUGUUAUUAAUAAUAUAUCGCACAUGUAUGGAAAUAAUUUAAAUAAGACGGAUUCUGACAAUACAUCAGUGCUACAAGAAAAUAAAGAAACGGUAAAAGAAACCGUAAAACCAAACAAUUUAUCUAAAACAAUAAAAGAGGUUAUUGAAGUUCAACAAAAAAUAGAUGAAAUUACAAUUGACUUAACGGAAGAAAAUUCAUCUGAAGUAGAACAAAUUGAAAAUACUCCUAUGCAAGAUUUAAAAAACAUAGAAGAAACUUUAGAAGAUAAUAAAGAAGUUAUUGAAAAAGAUAUAGAAGUACCUCAAGAUAUAGAGGAAAAAGAUUUAUCCACAGAAAGCGAAGACAUUUUAAAAAUAAUAAAUGAUCUAGAACAAUCUAUUAGAAUAGAAGAAAAAGAUCUCGAUGAUGAACUCAAUCAUAAGAGAAAUCGUUCAGAUUCGAAUGAUUCCCAAUUACAAGAUACAAAGAAAGUGAAACAUCAGUCAAUAAAAUUUUAUAAACAUAUUGAAAUAACACCAAAUAACGCGGUAGAAACUAUGAAUACAAAUUUAGCUGGAAUCGUACAAAGUCUUAUAUCUAACGCAAUAGAUAAUACUGAUUCUUUACCAUUAUUACAGUGCAAUGGUAUUGUGAAUGAUAAAUUAUUAUAUAUUUGUUAUAACGAAAACACAUACAAAUGGAUAAAAACAGUAUUAAAGGACCAAUUCUUAGUUUUAGAUACGGAACAUUUGGAGGGUAGACGUAAAUUGAAAAUCCAUUUAAAAACGUAUAUCUAUGAUGAUACAGCGAAAAUUUUAAAUAGAAUAAAAAUUUACAAUUCUUAUUUAGAUGUAGAUAAUUGGAAAAUACAUAAAACAUUUGUUUCUGUUGAUUCUACAUUUUUAUGGAUUGAAGUUGAUGAAGAAGAUUAUGGUUUUAUAAGUCGUAGUGCUUUUUCAUUAUUUGCUGGUAUUGAUAAAGCUACAUUCAGUGUUACAUGGGAUUGAAAUUAUUUGGAAUACAUUUUCUAAAUAUAUUUAUUUAAGACUUAUAUAUCCCAAUAAGACUGUACAAUUGUAUACAAAUAUAAGUGAAAAGUUAAUUAAAAACAAAUCGGACUUGUACGGGUUUACAAUUUCUGCUGCCAUAAGUUAAAUAUAGAAAUAAGUUCACUUUUCUUUCAAAGAAUCAUUGCCUGUUAAGAGUUUAUUUGCCACUUAUUACAAAAUUCCCAAAUUCUUUAAUUUUUCUACAUUCUUUCUUUUAUAAAUCUUAAUGCUCCUUACAUUACUAAAAUCUCUAAUUUGUUUUACGGUUUCUAACUUUUUGUAUAGAUUUCUUACUGUAUUUAAUAACUUUUUCUUUGUGGGAAUGAAUAACUUACUUAGAGGUAAUAAAUGAUGAGUUACUAUCUAUGUUAAGUAGUUUAUUGUGGUGUUGACUUUUCUAUACACAGCGUCACAAUGUGUAGAACAUUUAAGUAAACCCAGUAAGAUUUAAAAGAUAGUUUCUUCUGAAAACAUUCAGUUUGUGAUUGAUAAAAGAUUUUAUACAGAUAUCUUUCAAGUGUACAUGGUUUAGUAAAUACAUAGAAAUUGUCUUUUUUAUUGUACUUGUAAGAUAUAUGGGCUGUGCUCUAAUAAGUGUGAUAUUUUUUUAUAUAAUUGAUAUUAGAUAUGUUUUCAAGUAUUAAAAUCAUAUUUAGAAGAAACAUGACACGUUCUGUGUUUUAUUUAAGUUUUUUUAGUUAUGUUACUUAACUUUUGUGAUCCUUUUUUUUAGAAAUAUUUUCUUGAAUUGUGAUUUAUUGUUAAUCAGGUUUUUACGGUUUUGACUUUACAUGCAUUAGGUAACUGAGUUUUUUAUUCUGUAUAAUUACGCUUUUUUCAUAUAAAUGCUGAGUUUCCUGUAAGUUCAUUUAAAAUCAAAAUCGUAAAACCUGACGCGGCUGUCAGGCCGUGUGCAUUAGGUUAAGAAUCUCAUGUAUACUUAUGUCUAUAGAAUUAUCUUUUUUGGGGAAUUUUUUGUUAUUGACGAAAUAUCCCCCUAUUAAGUUAAACUAAUCCAUAUGUUCAAGACUGUUAUAUGUAUGCAAACUAAUGCGAUAAAAAAAUUGGUAUGACUUCCCAGAGCUUACCACACAAA